This is a messenger RNA of Pan troglodytes (chimpanzee), 1566 nucleotides long. It is a transcript of the gene RASSF8, whose product is annotated as Ras association domain family member 8. The record is from RefSeq and is marked provisional. Gene Ontology annotation, biological process: signal transduction. Lineage: Eukaryota; Metazoa; Chordata; Mammalia; Primates; Hominidae.
CUGACUACACAGACUUAGUCUUCUCCACUCCGUGUUCCUGCAGCUAGAGACAUGACCUAACACCCUGAUGACCACUCUCAGGGACCUUGAGUGACUGGCCGGUGCACCAUGGAACUUAAAGUAUGGGUGGAUGGAGUUCAGAGGAUUGUUUGUGGAGUCACUGAAGUCACAACUUGCCAGGAGGUUGUCAUAGCCUUAGCUCAAGCAAUAGGUCGAACUGGAAGGUACACCCUUAUAGAGAAAUGGAGAGAUACUGAAAGACACUUAGCACCUCAUGAAAAUCCUAUCAUAUCCUUAAACAAAUGGGGGCAGUAUGCUAGUGAUGUGCAGCUCAUUCUACGACGAACUGGGCCGUCUCUCAGUGAGCGACCCACUUCAGACAGUGUGGCUCGAAUUCCUGAAAGAACUUUAUACAGGCAGAGUCUGCCCCCCUUAGCUAAACUGAGGCCUCAGAUUGACAAAUCAAUCAAAAGGAGGGAACCGAAAAGGAAAUCACUGACAUUUACAGGAGGUGCCAAAGGAUUAAUGGACAUUUUUGGAAAAGGUAAAGAAACUGAGUUUAAGCAAAAGGUGCUGAAUAACUGCAAAACAACAGCAGAUGAGUUGAAGAAGCUGAUCCGUCUGCAGACAGAGAAGCUUCAAUCCAUUGAGAAACAGCUGGAAUCUAAUGAAAUAGAAAUAAGAUUUUGGGAGCAAAAGUAUAAUUCCAACCUUGAAGAGGAAAUUGUCCGUCUAGAGCAAAAGAUCAAAAGAAACGAUGUAGAAAUUGAGGAGGAAGAAUUCUGGGAAAAUGAAUUACAGAUUGAACAGGAAAAUGAAAAACAGCUGAAGGAUCAACUUCAAGAAAUAAGACAGAAAAUAACAGAAUGUGAAAACAAAUUAAAGGACUAUUUGGCACAGAUCCGGACUAUGGAAAGUGGUCUUGAAGCAGAAAAAUUGCAACGGGAAGUUCAAGAGGCACAGGUCAAUGAGGAAGAGGUUAAAGGAAAGAUCGGUAAGGUCAAAGGGGAGAUUGACAUUCAAGGCCAGCAGAGUCUGAGGUUGGAAAAUGGCAUCAAAGCUGUGGAAAGAUCUCUUGGACAAGCCACCAAACGCCUACAGGACAAAGAACAGGAACUGGAGCAGUUGACUAAGGAGUUGCGGCAAGUCAAUCUCCAGCAGUUCAUCCAGCAGACUGGGACAAAAGUUACCGUUUUGCCAGCGGAGCCCAUUGAAAUAGAGGCCUCACAUGCAGACAUUGAAAGGGAGGCACCAUUCCAGUCUGGGUCCCUGAAGCGACCUGGUUCAUCUCGGCAGCUCCCCAGUAAUCUCCGCAUUCUGCAGAAUCCUAUCUCAUCUGGUUUUAAUCCUGAAGGCAUAUAUGUAUGACAUUAUCUGUCUUUAGGGAGGAGACCCAACAGAGGUACCAAGGACAGUAAACUUCCUUUUUGAUUUGUGCCAAUGAUGAACAGAGGAUCUGUUCCACAAGCCGCUAUAUGUUUUUUCUCUCCUAAAUUGCAUACCACUUGGAGCCAUACCCUGUGCACUGAUGCUAAAGAACAAAGAAACUGUGUUUUCACACAUCAA